AUGAUGAACAGCCGAUAUGUGAAUCGGUUCCUGGAUCUUUUUCGACUUUCGGGAGGCGACGAAAGCGUUCCCUUCGCCCGGCAAGAUGCGACGGAACUUACGGUCAUACCGGGCGCCAGUAGCAGCGGCGAUAGCGACGACUCCCCCACUGUGGAGAAUGGGAAGCCGCCGGGAGGCCUGCGGGAUUCGAGUAACGGUGGCGCGGUGAAGCAGCACGGAGUGGAUGAUAAGCCUUCAGGGGAAGGAGAUAACUCCAACAUCAUGCGAAAACAGAUCACAGCUUGGGACGCAGGCUGGAACGUGACUAACGCCAUACAGGGUAUGUUCCUUGUAGCGCUCCCUUAUGCUGUCAUGCACGGUGGAUACUGGACUGUCCUGUCCCUGGUACUAGCUGCAAUCAUCACAUGCUACACUGGAUUAAUCCUUGUGGACUGUCUCUACGACACCAACGCUAUCACAGGUGAGAGGGUCCGGGUGCGUGAGACCUACGUGUCCAUCGCCGAAGAGGUCUGGGGUAAACGUUUCGCCUCAAGGGUUGUCCACACGGCGCAGUUCAUAGAGCUGAUCAUGACUUGUAUCCUAUACCUGGUGCUCUGCGGCGACCUGCUCUACAACACCAUCCGACACACUCCACUUCGGGAAAGCGCCUGGACCCUCAUAGCCUGUUUUCUAGUGCUGCCUUGUGCUUUCCUGCGCAACCUCAAGGCCGUCUCACGCUCCAGCUUCGGUAACGCCAUCGCCCACGUCAUCAUCAACGUGAUCAUCCUGGGGUUCUGUUUCGCUCAGGCUGGACACUGGCACUGGAAGGACACGAGUCUUCGGAUCCAUAUCCACUACUUCCCCGUGUCUCUGGGGAUCGUCGUCUUCAGUUACACCUCGCACAUCUUCCUACCCAGUCUGGAAGGCAACAUGGUGGAUCGGCGCUACUUUAAGCGGAUGAUGCUAUGGACGCACGGUCUGGCAGGAUUCUUCAAGGCUUUCUUCGGCUACGUCGCUUACCUUACCUUCGGCCUCAGCACGCAGGAGGUCAUAUCGGACAACCUCCCAACCCACUCCUUCAGAUCUAUCGUCAAUUUAGUUCUUGUAGCCAAAGCGCUGCUGUCUUUCCCUCUUCCCUACUUCGCAGCCGUGGAGCUCCUGGAACGGGCCUUCUUCCAGGGCCGCCCUACAACCGUCCUCCCCUCCUGCUACUCCCACGAUGGCAUGCUCACCGUCUGGUCCAUUCCUCUCCGGCUACUCCUAAUCUGCGUCAGUGUUCUCUUAGCCGUCUUCAUCCCACAUUUUGCAAUCCUGAUGGGGCUUAUAGGAAGCGUUACAGGGACCAUGUUGUCCUUUAUCUGGCCAUGUUGGUUCCAUCUCAGGUUAAAGUGGCAUGAACUAAAAUUGUGGAACAAAGUGAUAGAUAUUCUUAUUAUGUUAGCAGGUGCUGGGUGCGGUUGUAUAGGAAUCAUCUAUUCAUUUGAAGCUCUUGUCAAAACGUAUGUGGAGUCAUAGCUAGAGUAGAUUUACCAACCGUAUUAAGCAUAGAUGUAAAUACCUUGAAAAUGUUUAUUACAGUGAUAUAAAUUAAGAAUGAGAACUGUCACGUACGAGUUGUUAGGGUAAUUAGUAGUGCAAUAUUCUGUCAUUGUUUCUUGAUGCCUGAUUCUUUUGAAUAAUAAUGUAAACAUUCACUCCAUCCAGUUGAAAUCAAUAUCAUCAGUCUCAUGUUUUCAUGAGGGCAACAUUAUCAUCAAAAAUUAGAGUCAAGCUUCGAGAUAAACAGAUAAAAUAUGCUGGAAAAUUAGGUUACAAUCCAUAGCUGGCUACACAAGUAGCAAAGAACGUAAGGAGGCACCUGUACAUUUUGGACAUAUUGUUAUUACGAAACAAUCAUCUUACAUACCGUUAUAAGGUAGUACAUUAUUUUCAUGUUAAGAACUGGUCAUUUUUGUUGUUUUCAACUUAAGAGAAAUAAUAGUUGUGUCCGAUCGAAUUGUUUUGGGCAAUGUCACCUUUACUAUAUUAUAGGUAAAUAAGGCAAUCCGUAUUCUGAAUAGUGGGUUCGUGAAACAAUUCGUAUCGGGCACUUCACAAACUAUGCAUAAAAUUUGGUUACAUUACAAAUAAAGGCUUAUUUAGCAAGAAAUCAAGGAGAGUUGUGCAUAAAGUUGCCUACGAUACGGUUGGGCAUCUCAUUACGUCCAUGUUAGGCAAAUUUUACCCAAUGUUUUUACAGUGCAGAAUUGUUCUUGUAUCAAUAUCCGUCCCGCUUGAUUGUGACAUUAAAUAAUGUUGCUAUCACUUAUGGUCCGUUUGACAUGUUAGAUAUAAUUUAUGAUGGUAAAGAUGAGAGGAAUUCUUUUUUUUUAAUAACCAUCAAUAAUCAAAUUGCAAAUGAUGUAAAAUAGAUCAACGUGAUAGCUCUAUUUUACACAUUUUAACAAAUUAAUGUAAAUAGGCCUAUUCAGUAUUGGUGCUUUUAAAAUGAUAACAAAUAUCAGUUAGGAUAAGUGGGGAGAAGGAAAGGGGGGGGGAGGAUCCCCCCAAAAAGCGAUUUAGCGCUUUGGAAAUCAUUAUGCCCGUACAAUCAAGAUAGUCAUGGUAGUUAUAUCAGUAUAGGAGGUUUUUUUUAAUAGAAAUCGAUCUUUAUAAACAAAUCCAUGUAUUAUAGUUUGAUUAAACUAACCAAUGAUAACAAGCAGAUGACUAGAUUUGGAUUUGAGAGAUAAGAUGAAUUCGACUUUCAUGACGUUUAUGACUUGUUAAACAUUGAUAUUUCGUCCAAUAUCCCGAUAAUUCCAUGUGUGAGUCAGUGCACUUUGCAGGCCCGAUGUAAGCGUUGUAUUUUGUCAGUUGGUUCGGAAGUGAGUAAAUAGCCUAAUAAAAGUGAAUUUAUUAUUUACAUGAAAGCCUUUUUAUUGUCUUGAUAUACUGUUUUGUCUGCAAAUCAUGCAAAUUGUAGCUUUACACUUUCAUGUCUGUUAGGAGCGGAUGCUAACUCAUAUGAUUUAACACAAAGCUAGUGCCCGAUUGGCUCUCAUCAAGCAGAUCACCUCAAAAGUACAUUAACUCUUUCUCCCUUCUUCGCAUUUAUCUCUGCGAGACAAAAUCAACCACAAAGUCAUACGCCAGAAAACAAAGGUUAAAGACAUCAUGGAGAAAGUCAGAUAAUCAAAAUGGAGAUGGGCUGGGCAUGUAGCAAGACUUCAGGACAAUAGAUGGACAAAUCGUUUAACAGAAUGGCAACCAAGGAUGGGAAAGAGAAGAAGAGGAAGGCAGAAGAGAAGAUGGAGAGAUGACCUAACAU
Strongylocentrotus purpuratus (purple sea urchin) is the source of this 3289-nucleotide messenger RNA. Its product is annotated as vesicular inhibitory amino acid transporter. NCBI's taxonomy places the organism in Eukaryota, Metazoa, Echinodermata, Echinoidea, Camarodonta, Strongylocentrotidae. Gene Ontology annotation, molecular function: amino acid transmembrane transporter activity. Gene Ontology annotation, biological process: amino acid transmembrane transport. The transcript has 2 exons. Gene Ontology annotation, cellular component: vacuolar membrane. The record is from RefSeq and is a predicted model, not a curated record. The coding region runs from base 1 to 1494 and encodes 497 amino acids.